UAGUGAAUGCGGGGUCCGGGGAGAGCGGAUAUAGUGAAUGCAGGGUCCGGGGAGAGCGGAUAUAGUGAAUGCAGGGUCCGGGGAGAGCGGAUAUAGUGAAUGCGGGGUCCGGGGAGAGCGGAUAUAGUGAAUGCGGGGUCCGGGGAGAGCGGAUACAGUGAAUGCGGGAGUGGAUAUAGUGGGAGGAAUAAUGCCCUAUUGGUGUCAGUGGGGGAAAUAGUGCCCUAUUACUGGUGUCAGUGGGGGGAAUAGUACCUUGUUGUUGGUGUCAGUGGGGGGAAUAGUGCCUCAUCAAUGGUGUCAGUGGGAG
Messenger RNA from Staurois parvus, 310 nucleotides. NCBI's taxonomy places the organism in Eukaryota, Metazoa, Chordata, Amphibia, Anura, Ranidae. The record is from the annotation of a GenBank genome assembly.